AUGUCUGCGUCUCCGCCGUUGCUCAGCCUGCCCAACGAGCUGCUAGAUAGGAUCUACAGCUACCUGGACUGGGAUCGCACGUCCCUCCUUGUCCCAUAUAGUCCAGACAUCCUGAACGUCAGUCUUGUGAACAAGCAUCUCCGUGCCUCUAUCCUACCACGUCUUUUCCGAAGCAUGGCAUUGUGUCUUCGCUGGGCAGACGGCAUGUUACUGGAGCCGGAGCUUUACCGGCUGAGAAGGGAUCGACCGGAUCUGGCCAGGCACAUACGAUGUGUCUUCAUCACUACGAAAUUAGGCUACCAACCUGGACAGAAGAGGAAAGAGGUCUCGCCAGCAUUCGAAGCGCCGCGAGAGAGAGAGGACUGGCUUAGUCUUGGAGGAGACGAUGCCAAGACCUCGAAGCACUUUAUUGAGCUUACAAAAGCACACAGGGACAGAGUCGAUGCAGAAGUCCACAUCUUGGAAGAAAAGCUGGAUACCCAUCAGCCGAGCAUGACUGACUUCGAACUAUUUAAUGGACCUGCAGCUAGUAGUAGCCAGCGACCUAUCACUGCAGCUGGUUGUCAACCAGACACAACAGAAUCACGAAUGAGAAAUGUCCUCGACAGAAGCAGAACGCUGGUCGCCACACAGGCUCCUGCUUUGGCGAAGAGGAUGCCAUUUAAUAGAGCAACAAGCAACGAAUCUGACCGCAAUGUCGAGGAAGUCUGGUCCACAACCUUGCUCGGCUCCAAUCCUGGCCCAUCCAACGACUUCACCUACUACCGCGAUGUCUACGCCCUCGCCAACCCUUCUCAACGCUCUGAUCAACGCCUGAAGCUGAAAGUCGAUGCACUCGCAGCAUUGAUGCUAUGCCUUCCGCCAACCCUGAAAGACCUCAUCUUCGAAGCAGGCGUCCAUGGCCUAGAGGACAAAAGCUGGUACCACUUCGCCCUCAUGCUCAUGAACAGCACCCUCACAAUCUUCGGCCCUCGCCUCGAAAGUGUGACAAUGGCUACAGGAACGGGGUCCCGCCGAGUACGCCUCCAAAGCGAUCAUAAUUUCGAGGCCGAUGUCGUUGAAAUCUCGAGUGUUGCUGUAGGAGCCUUGACUGCGCUCAGAAGGCUGGUGAUAGGCUCUACAUCUGAUAGGCCGGAGAACUUCAACGUACACCAAUUGCAUAUGACAUCCGACCAUUUCAAACCAUGGGGCCACCCAACUAUCGUCGCGAACUUGACACACCUAGAGUUUUCGCACAUGAGUUUCAUCGACACCGACUUGACAAAAGUCGUCAAAUUCGCCGCCACCUUCACGCAGCUCAAAUCCCUGAGAUUGAAACAUAUAGGCUAUGCUACGCGAGGAGCGCCCUCGAGGAUCUUUCCGCAACCAGGACAGCAGCACGUCCUCGCUGAGCCAAUUUUCCUCCAAUUCUGUAUCGAUCUCCGUCGCUCUUUGCCAACUGCGGCUGAGAUACAAAUGGACGAUAUCCACGUCAGCAUUCGCAGUCAACACAGCAAGCUCUGGGACUCGGCAUUGCGCUGGAUCAUGGAUGAAGCGGUGCCGUUUGGUGCUAAGAUCGAUCUGCAACGAGAGGAACGGCUGCUGGAGGACUUUGAGAGUUUCCUGUGUUUGUGGGAAGCGGAGGAUAGUGAACGGGGGAGACUUGCAGAGGUGGCGAGAGAGAGUGGCGAUUUGGUUGAUACGGCGAUGUGUAAUCGAUCGAGACAAUUUGAGAAUGUGAGGAGGGAUAACGGGGAGUGGACUACGAUGUGA
This is a messenger RNA of Recurvomyces mirabilis, 1752 nucleotides long. RefSeq lists its product as uncharacterized. The record is from RefSeq and is a predicted model, not a curated record. Lineage: Eukaryota; Fungi; Ascomycota; Dothideomycetes; Mycosphaerellales; Teratosphaeriaceae. Gene Ontology annotation, molecular function: protein binding. Bases 1 to 1752 code for a protein of 583 amino acids. The transcript has 2 exons.